AGAUUCUGCAACUUUGUCUUACUUCAAUGGGGAGAGAGAAGGAGAUGGGCUUGGAUAUUGAUCUCUCACUCAAGAUUGAUUCUAAACAAGAAAAACAAGGAGAAGCCGGAGACCAAGGCGAAGGCGAAGAGGAAGAGGAAGAGGAAGAUCACAACGACGACAAUGAUAUUGAACAAGGAGCACAACAAGAGAAGGAGGAUGAGCAAGAACCAAGAGCACAGAAUAACAACCAAAAAGCAGCAGAAGCCGCUGCUGGGGAAGUUGAAGAUGAUGCCUCAGUAGUAGAAACAUCUUUGGAGGAGAAUAACAUGAAGACGGAUCAAGAGCUAUGCGUUUUACAAAUGGAGAUGAGCCGCAUGAAAGAAGAAAACAAAGUUUUGAGGAAGGUCGUGGACCAAACCAUGAAAGAUUAUUAUGAUCUCCAAAUGAAAUUUACGGCUCUUCACCAAAGAAACCAAAAUAAGGAUCCUCAAACCUUUCUAUCACUUGAUGGUAAUGAUCCCGAUGCUGUUCAAGGACCCAAGACGAUUCCAAAGAGAUCUCCAUUAUCACCAACACGUGAAGAUAUGAUGAAAGAGAGUCAACUAGGGUUGUCACUGAGGCUACAAACCAGCCCUAGUACCAAUAUUCAAUUACAUGGAAGAGAAGAAGAAGAUGAUGAUAAAGAAGAGACCAACAAGAAGGAAGAAUUGACAAGUUCAAGUCUUGCAUCAUCACUACUGCAGAACAAGCUUCAGCGAACCGAAUUGGCCGGAAUUUCGAGUCACGUUGCUUCCCAACCCAACAGAAAAGCUAGGGUUUCGGUUAGAGCAAGAUGUGAAUCCGCCACAAUGAAUGAUGGGUGUCAAUGGAGGAAAUACGGACAGAAAAUUGCAAAAGGAAACCCAUGCCCACGAGCUUAUUAUCGUUGCACAGUAGCUCCUGGAUGCCCAGUUAGGAAACAGGUCCAAAGAUGCCUAGAGGACAUGUCCAUACUCAUAACAACAUAUGAAGGAACACAUAACCAUCCACUUCCUGUGGGUGCAACAGCCAUGGCUUCAACAGCUUCUGCAGCAGCUUCAUUCAUGUUAUUAGAUUCAAGUAACCAUCAUCUUUUAGAUGGAACAGCCUCUAAUUACACCCAAGCAUCCCUCCCUAAUUACUAUAAUGGCUUUGAUCACAGGAUGAACCCUUCAUCUCAUUCCUCAUUUAGAACCAUCAAUCCUCAUGACCCUUCCAAAGGAAUUGUUCUUGACCUCACAAACAACUUUUAUGAUCACAACAAUACACCACAAAACAUUCCCAUGGGAAGCUCCUCGUCACACUCAUCAGCGCCGCCAGGUUUUAGUAACUGGAUGAUGAGCACAAGCAGAUCUGCAAGUAGUUAUCAAAACCCUAAUUCUAUAACCAGCCAUCUUUUGGCUAACAGCACUAUUUCCAGAUCAUCAGGAGUUGGAGUGGAAGAUCAGAGAAGUUGGAGAGGGGAAGAAAAUAAUAUGUCAUUGGCUGAGAAUGUGACUGCCAUUGCUUCAGAUCCUAAAUUUAGGGUUGCUGUUGCAGCUGCUAUCACAUCCCUCAUUAAUAAGGAGAACCAUACAGCUAAUCAUCUUUUUGGUCCAAGGGAUGGAGGAGAGAAUGGUAGUUCUGCUAGCAACAAUUGGGCCCUUGAUCACCAGUCCCUAUCAGCCAAUGGUAAGCCCAUUCGCAAAAACAGCUUAGAAUAAUAAAUCUUAAUACUAUCAUCAUUUCGUUUUUAUGUAAUCUUAAUAAAUACCUUUGUGCAAAGAGAAAUUUAUGGGUAUAUAUACAAGAACUAUA
Molecule: messenger RNA, 1797 nt
Organism: Prunus avium (sweet cherry)
Lineage: Eukaryota; Viridiplantae; Streptophyta; Magnoliopsida; Rosales; Rosaceae
Product: WRKY transcription factor 72A-like
Biological process (GO): regulation of DNA-templated transcription
Molecular function (GO): sequence-specific DNA binding; DNA-binding transcription factor activity
Source: RefSeq, a predicted model, not a curated record